UCUCAGUCGUAUCCGGUGGGGCAGCGGUCCAAGGCUCGGAAAAAAAAUCGAAGCGAGCAGGAAGAUCUGGUAACGGUGCGCUUUGUGAAAAAUAUCAUACGUGCCGAGUCUUUAUCGAAAGGCUCGGUGGGAUUUUACAGUUUUUCGUUAAGGUCAGAAGUCAUAGAGCAGGGUUGCGGCUGUCGUCAUGGCAUCUGGAAGUACGAGCAGCGAGGAGGAGCGGAGCCUCAGGGAGUGUGAGCAGUACGUGCAGAAACACAACAUCCAGCAGCUGCUGAAGGACUGCAUCGUCCAGCUGUGCACCUCCAGGCCCGACCGGCCCAUGGCGUUCCUCAGGGAAUACUUCGAGAGGCUGGAAAAGGAGGAGGCCAAGCAGAUUCAGAACCAGCAGAAGGCCAGCAGCUCCCGUUCAGACUCGCGCGAUGAAGAAGUGUCUCCACCCAUGAACCCAGUGGUGAAGGGUCGCCGGCGGAGAGGAGCCUUCAGCGCAGAGGUUUACACAGAGGAGGACGCAGCCUCGUACGUCAGGAAGGUGAUUCCAAAAGACUACAAAACCAUGGCUGCUUUGGCUAAAGCCAUUGAAAAGAAUGUGCUCUUCUCACAUCUGGACGACAAUGAAAGGAGUGACAUAUUCGAUGCCAUGUUUCCAGUCACCUACAUUGCUGGGGAAACAGUUAUUCAGCAAGGUGAUGAAGGAGACAACUUCUACGUCAUCGACCAAGGAGAGAUGGAUGUGUACGUGAACAACGAGUGGGUGACCAGCAUCGGAGAGGGAGGCAGCUUCGGAGAGCUGGCACUCAUCUACGGCACCCCGAGAGCGGCUACAGUCAGAGCCAAGACCAACGUGAAGCUGUGGGGCAUCGACAGAGACAGCUACAGGAGAAUACUCAUGGGAAGCACUUUGAGAAAGAGGAAGAUGUAUGAGGAAUUCCUCAGGAAAGUGUCCAUUUUAGAGUCUCUUGAUAAAUGGGAGCGUCUGACGGUGGCCGACGCCUUAGAGCCCGUUCAGUUUGAGGACGGCCAGAAGAUCGUGGUGCAGGGCGAGCCCGGAGAUGAGUUCUUCAUCAUUUUAGAGGGUUCAGCAGCUGUCUUGCAGCGUCGCUCCGAGAAUGAAGAAUUUGUUGAAGUAGGAAGAUUAGGACCGUCUGACUACUUUGGUGAGAUCGCUCUGCUGAUGAACCGCCCUCGUGCUGCCACAGUGGUCGCCCGCGGUCCCCUGAAGUGCGUGAAGCUGGACCGGCCCCGUUUUGAGCGCGUCCUGGGCCCCUGCUCAGACAUUCUGAAACGCAACAUCCAGCAGUACAACAGCUUCGUGUCGCUGUCUGUCUGAGGGAGGAGCACCGUUCCCCAUCUUCUUUUUCUGCCCCCCUCUCCUCUUCUUCCUCCUCCUUCCCCUCCUCCUCACCUUCUCUUCUUUCAGACCCAGGGUCCACAAAUGCAAUUUGCUUUUUGUUGUUACUUUGCUCUCACUUAUUUUAUUUUUUGGCUUUUGAGUUCUCUCUUUGUUUUACUCAAAUGGUUUUUUGCCGUCUCCACGUGUCACGCUGUGGUGACUUUCAGCCACUCACCAGCGCUUGUACCAGCUGCUGUACGCUACCUUGUAGACACAGUUACACCACAUGUUACUUAUCUUUCAUAUAUAUAUAAAUAUAUAUAUAUCUAUAUAUAU
This is a messenger RNA of Poecilia latipinna (sailfin molly), 1669 nucleotides long. RefSeq names its product cAMP-dependent protein kinase type I-alpha regulatory subunit. Gene Ontology annotation, biological process: negative regulation of cAMP-dependent protein kinase activity. Gene Ontology annotation, cellular component: cAMP-dependent protein kinase complex; cytosol. The record is from RefSeq and is a predicted model, not a curated record. The transcript has 11 exons. NCBI's taxonomy places the organism in Eukaryota, Metazoa, Chordata, Actinopteri, Cyprinodontiformes, Poeciliidae. Bases 188 to 1330 code for a protein of 380 amino acids. Gene Ontology annotation, molecular function: protein kinase A catalytic subunit binding; cAMP binding; cAMP-dependent protein kinase inhibitor activity.